CGACCCUUGCGCCCAGUGGGUGCGUAGAAACGGACGGGCACCGUCAGGGAGAUCAGCGAGGAGCCGCCACAGGAUGCUGCUGCUAGGGGUGGUGGGAGCAGCCGUGGGACGCGUGGCCGGGAGCGGGGGUGACAGCCUGGGAUUCCGGGGGCUUCUCUUCCUUGUCCUCCUCUCUUCUGUAUUCCCAGUGUGGCCGUGGCUGACACUAAAGACUUUGUAGCCAUCAACCCGAGUGCAGUUUCGAUGGAAAAUGAAGGUUGCACGUUUUCAAAAAAUACCUAAUGGUGAAAAUGAGACAAUGAUUCCUGUAUUGACAUCAAAAAAAGCAAGUGAAUUACCAGUCAGUGAAGUUGCAAGCAUUCUCCAAGCUGAUCUUCAGAAUGGUCUAAACAAAUGUGAAGUUAGUCACAGGCGAGCUUUCCAUGGCUGGAAUGAGUUUGAUAUCAGUGAAGAUGAGCCACUAUGGAAGAAGUAUAUAUCUCAGUUUAAAAAUCCCCUUAUUAUGCUGCUUCUGGCUUCUGCAGUCAUCAGUGUUUUAAUGCAUCAGUUUGAUGAUGCUGUCAGUAUCACUGUGGCAAUACUUAUCGUUGUUACAGUUGCCUUUGUUCAGGAAUAUCGUUCAGAAAAAUCUCUUGAGGAAUUGAGUAAACUUGUGCCACCAGAAUGCCAUUGUGUGCGCGAAGGAAAAUUGGAGCAUACACUUGCCCGAGACUUGGUUCCAGGUGAUACAGUUUGUCUUUCUGUUGGGGACAGAGUUCCUGCUGACUUACGCUUGUUCGAAGCUGUGGAUCUUUCCAUUGAUGAGUCUAGCUUGACAGGAGAGACAACACCUUGUUCUAAAGUGACAGCUCCUCAGCCAGCUGCAACAAAUGGGGAUCUCGCAUCAAGAAGUAACAUUGCAUUCAUGGGAACACUGGUCAGAUGUGGCAAGGCAAAGGGUAUUGUCAUUGGAACAGGAGAAAAUUCUGAAUUUGGAGAGGUUUUUAAAAUGAUGCAAGCAGAAGAAGCACCAAAAACCCCUCUGCAGAAGAGCAUGGACCUCUUAGGAAAACAGCUUUCCUUUUACUCCUUUGGUAUAAUAGGUAUCAUCAUGUUGGUUGGCUGGUUACUAGGAAAAGACAUCCUGGAAAUGUUUACUAUUAGUGUAAGUUUGGCUGUAGCAGCAAUUCCUGAAGGUCUUCCCAUUGUAGUCACAGUGACACUAGCCCUUGGUGUUAUGAGAAUGGUGAAGAAAAGGGCCAUUGUGAAAAAACUGCCUAUUGUUGAAACUCUGGGCUGCUGUAAUGUGAUCUGUUCAGAUAAAACUGGAACACUGACGAAGAAUGAAAUGACUGUUACUCACGUAUUUACUUCAGAUGGUCUGCAUGCUGAGGUUACUGGAGUUGGCUACAAUCAGUUUGGAGAAGUGAUUGUUGAUGGUGAUGUCGUUCAUGGAUUCUAUAACCCAUCUGUUAGCAGAAUUGUUGAGGCGGGCUGUGUGUGCAAUGAUGCUGUAAUUAGAAACAAUACAUUAAUGGGGAAGCCAACAGAAGGAGCCUUAAUUGCUCUUGCAAUGAAGAUGGGUCUUGAUGGUCUUCAACAGGACUAUAUCAGAAAAGCUGAAUACCCGUUUAGCUCUGAGCAAAAGUGGAUGGCCGUUAAGUGUGUACACCGAACACAGCAGGACAGACCAGAGAUUUGCUUUAUGAAAGGUGCUUAUGAACAGGUGAUUAAGUACUGUACUACAUACCACAGCAAAGGGCAGACCUUGACUCUUACUCAGCAGCAGAAAGAUCUGUACCAACAAGAAAAAGCACAUAUGGGCUCAGCAGGACUCAGAGUCCUUGCUUUGGCUUCUGGUCCUGAACUGGGACAGCUGACGUUUCUUGGCUUGGUGGGAAUCAUUGAUCCUCCUAGAACUGGUGUGAAAGAAGCUGUUACAACACUCAUUGCCUCAGGAGUAUCGAUAAAAAUGAUUACUGGAGAUUCACAGGAGACUGCAGUUGCAAUCGCAAGUCGUCUGGGGUUGUAUUCCAAAACUUCCCAGUCAGUCUCGGGAGAAGAAAUAGAUGCGAUGGAUGUCCAGCAGCUUUCACAGAUAGUUCCAAAGGUUGCGGUAUUUUACAGAGCUAGCCCAAGACACAAGAUGAAAAUUAUUAAGUCUCUGCAGAAGAAUGGAUCAGUUGUAGCCAUGACAGGAGAUGGAGUAAAUGAUGCAGUUGCUCUGAAGGCUGCAGACAUUGGAGUUGCAAUGGGCCAGACUGGCACAGAUGUUUGCAAAGAGGCAGCAGACAUGAUCCUGGUUGAUGAUGAUUUUCAAACCAUAAUGUCUGCCAUUGAAGAGGGUAAAGGGAUUUAUAAUAACAUUAAAAAUUUUGUUAGAUUUCAACUGAGCACGAGUAUAGCAGCAUUAACUUUAAUCUCAUUGGCUACAUUAAUGAACUUUCCUAAUCCUCUCAAUGCCAUGCAAAUUUUGUGGAUCAAUAUUAUUAUGGAUGGACCCCCAGCUCAGAGCCUUGGAGUAGAACCAGUGGAUAAAGAUGUCAUUCGUAAACCUCCUCGCAACUGGAAGGACAGCAUUCUGACUAAAAACUUGAUACUUAAAAUACUUGUUUCAUCAGUAAUCAUUGUUUGUGGGACUUUGUUUGUCUUCUGGCGUGAGCUACGAGAUAAUGUGAUAACACCUCGAGACACAACAAUGACCUUCACAUGUUUUGUGUUUUUUGACAUGUUCAAUGCACUGAGUUCCAGAUCCCAGACCAAGUCUGUAUUUGAGAUUGGACUCUGCAGUAAUAAAAUGUUUUGCUAUGCAGUUCUUGGAUCCAUCAUGGGACAGUUACUAGUUAUUUACUUUCCUCCACUUCAGAAGGUUUUUCAGACUGAGAGCCUAAGUAUACUGGAUCUUUUGUUUCUUUUGGGUCUCACUUCAUCAGUGUGCAUAGUGGCAGAAAUUAUAAAGAAGGUUGAAAGGAGCAGGGAAAAGAUCCAGAAGAAUGUUAGUUCGACGUCGUCGUCUUUUCUUGAAGUCUGGCUCUGGAAGAGGAGUGGACAGCAGCUGAUUGAGAUACAUCCCCAUCUGGAGACAGCACUGCCACUGACAGAAGAUGUGAGCUGUGUCUAAAUCCAAUCUUGUGCCCUGCUGCAUCUGCUCCUUCACUCUUUGGAACUCUUCAUACAACAUCUUAGCACCGUUGUCUUGCGGAUCUUCCUUACCUAGAUAAGGAAACAGCCCAAGGGCAGUAUUUUCAAAAACACUGUAUCAACUUGUAAUUUUCUCCACAUAUAAAACUACAAAUUCUAUAAAGAAAAAUAUUAGUUUAAAAACUAAAAUGUUUUUCUUUUCUGGCUUUGUAAAUGGUUUGCUGUAUAAAUUGAAAUAUUUAUACUGAAACACCUUUUGAAUCAUAAACUAACUUUAUUCAACCCCAAAUAAUUUACUUUUUCCUUGAAAUAUGAUCUCUUCCACUGGUCCACUACCUGACCUUAAACAUGUCUGCCUCUUAAUUCUCCAAACCCUACAUCUGUGUCUGUGAAAAAUACAAAUGAUUAUUAAAUAUUCUCUUUACUGUUCUCACUAA
Galeopterus variegatus (Sunda flying lemur) is the source of this 3557-nucleotide messenger RNA. It is a transcript of the gene ATP2C1, whose product is annotated as ATPase, Ca++ transporting, type 2C, member 1. NCBI's taxonomy places the organism in Eukaryota, Metazoa, Chordata, Mammalia, Dermoptera, Cynocephalidae. Gene Ontology annotation, molecular function: ATP hydrolysis activity; ATP binding; P-type calcium transporter activity. Bases 251 to 3100 code for a protein of 949 amino acids. Gene Ontology annotation, cellular component: endoplasmic reticulum; plasma membrane; Golgi membrane. Gene Ontology annotation, biological process: manganese ion transport; intracellular calcium ion homeostasis; calcium ion transmembrane transport. The record is from RefSeq and is a predicted model, not a curated record. The transcript has 29 exons.